GCUCCGGUGCGCAGGUGCAAGUCUGCGCACAAUAGCGCGACUGUCUCGCGCCACAGGUAAUAGCUGGACUCAGGUGUUGUAACACGACACUGAACCAUGUGAUCAGCGAUGAGAAUUUAGAAAGAAGAAGAACUCAGCUCGAGCAUUCACUCAACACUAGUAAAUACCAACCGCACAAGACCACCAUUGAUAGCAGGGCAUCUUGAAGGACAAUGUAUUAUUAUUAUGAGCAGGACGCCGGAGUGUCGAGAUAGUUUCGGUUUAAACACUUCAUUUCACCGGUAAGGUGAGGCGGAAGCGAGCUACGGGCAGAUCUAUUGGAUAUACAGUCUACAUAUAAAGCUAUUCGUCGGGGAACAUCGUGGAUGAUGAAGGUACACACAGCUCGCUAGAGACAGAUAGGACUGCUUUAAUUCUUUGAUCUCGGACAUGAUUUAUUGACCACCUCUGCUCCACCCUACCCGGAGCAUCAGCCCCUUCUGGUUGAGGGUAGGGGUGCAGAUUGACUCCAUCCCGGAGAUGAUACGGCAGGUUGGGCUAUUGGCAGGGAGUUUUCUGCUGCUGCUGCUUCUCAGGAAUGUUUCGGCCCAGGUGGAAACGACCACAGUGCCCAAUAGCACUACAACUCCCAGCCCAGACCAGGGCCCUAAUAUUGUGGCCAUUGUAGUACCAACUGUGGUCGUGGGACUGCUGGCUAUUUUGGCAGCUGUUCUGGUGUUUCUGUUCUGCGUGGUAAAGAAGAAGAGACAGACGGAAGGGGCGUAUCGACCCAGCGCAGAGGAGCAGUCAGGAGCACGUAGUGUUGAGACGCCUGACGCUCUGAAAUUACCCAAGGAGGAGAGACUGAUUUGACAAACUGGUUUAUGACUAACCAGCAGCACAUGAUAAUAGUGACUCAAUUCCAAAACGGUUAAACAGAUAAACAUUAACUAAGGACCGUUUUUGAAGGCACAAGGCACAACUGUGUUUUGGCUAAACAAAGUGAGUCUGACUACUUGGAAGAAACUUGAAGGAACAGAUCCUCUCUCCAAAAGGCCAUAUAUUUCACAGUACAGAUCAUCUAGCAUUUCAUGCCAUUUUAGACUGGUAGCUUUUCUCUGAAUACGUCAUUUUAUGUUGUGUUACCUGUUUUAAUGGUUGCUUUACACAUACAAAUGCUGAUAUUUGUAUGUAGAUAUUUUUAAAGGGGAAGUGUGUAAUUUCUGCACCCCUAGUGGCACAAAACAGAAUUGCAGUCUGUUUUGCAUUCAAAAUGGGCCAGACUUAAAGGGAUAGUUCACUAAAAAAAAUUACCAUUCUGUCAUCAUUUACUCACCAAGUU
This is a messenger RNA of Sinocyclocheilus grahami, 1321 nucleotides long. Its product is annotated as protein crumbs homolog 3-like. The record is from RefSeq and is a predicted model, not a curated record. The coding region runs from base 520 to 852 and encodes 110 amino acids. NCBI's taxonomy places the organism in Eukaryota, Metazoa, Chordata, Actinopteri, Cypriniformes, Cyprinidae. The transcript has 4 exons.